CAAUGGACGGGCACGUCCGGCGGCUGCUGAACCGCGUGUCGAUCGCCCUGGCGGCCGUCGCCACUGCCGCGCUGCUGCAACUGUUCCGCCACUCGUUCUCCUCCUGCCUCGCCGGAGGCGGUGGCCCGUCCACAUACGCGUCCCUGUCUCUGGCGCCUUUCCCGCGCACCUCCUGCGACGCCGCAUCCCGCCGCGUCGUGGACUCCGACCUCCGCCUCGCCAGGUUCCGGGCGUCCCCGCGCUGGAGCCGCCGCGGCGCGGCCCUCUCCGCGGCUGCUUUCGCCCCGCUCCGCCGGCUGCGCUUCCUCGGCGAUUCCUCACGCGUCCUCUGCGUCGCCGCAGGCGCGGGGCAGGCCGUGGACGCGAUCCACGCGGCCGGCGUAGGGGACGUCACGGGCGUCGAUCUCGUCGACUUCCCGCCCCUCGUGCGCCGGGCAGACGCGCACAACCUCCCAUUCUUCGACGGCGCCUUCGACGUUGUGCUCUCCGACGAUCCGGGCGCGGUCACCGGCGCGCUCUUUCCGUCCCGGUUCGCUGCGGAGGUCGAGCGCACCGUCCGACGCGGUGGCGCGAUCGUGAUCGCCCUCGACCGCCGCUUCGGUUUCUCCACCGUCGCUCGCCUCUUCAGGAAGUCCCGCGUCGUGGAGGUGAGGAAUGCGACGCUGGAUGGCUCCCUUGUGAACGUCAUCAUUUUGAGAAGGAACAGAACCAAAACUAACACUCAUUGAUUCC
Molecule: messenger RNA, 732 nt
Organism: Panicum hallii
Lineage: Eukaryota; Viridiplantae; Streptophyta; Magnoliopsida; Poales; Poaceae
Exons: 1
Coding region: 3-728 (241 amino acids)
Molecular function (GO): S-adenosylmethionine-dependent methyltransferase activity
Source: RefSeq, a predicted model, not a curated record